Aspergillus welwitschiae is the source of this 843-nucleotide messenger RNA. RefSeq lists its product as uncharacterized. NCBI's taxonomy places the organism in Eukaryota, Fungi, Ascomycota, Eurotiomycetes, Eurotiales, Aspergillaceae. Gene Ontology annotation, biological process: positive regulation of transcription by RNA polymerase II. Gene Ontology annotation, cellular component: nucleus. Bases 1 to 843 code for a protein of 280 amino acids. The transcript has a single exon. Gene Ontology annotation, molecular function: DNA-binding transcription factor activity; transcription cis-regulatory region binding. The record is from RefSeq and is a predicted model, not a curated record.
AUGGCUCAGCCCCGCAGGCCAAGACAUCCUCCACCUGAUUUUGUUGAUUUUGCCGAUGAUAGCAAGUAUGAUGAAGAAAGAUCUGAGGAAACAUCGUACGAUGAGGCUGAAGCUGAGUGGGAGAGUAUAUUAACGGCAUUCGACGCAUUCAGGAGCGCUCUCGGCCCUCACUUCAUGCCUCUGCCUGCCGAUAGUGUAUCCCCAAUACCAACGCCGUUCGGCCCUGCUCUGCAGUACCGGACACAUACUAUAGCUGUUCUCUGGAGCUAUUACUUUGCCGGUCGAAUUCUCUUACAUCGGUUACAUCCAUCGAUGCCUCCUGCCAUGAUGGUAUCUGCAAAGGUAGCAGCGCCGACUACAGCAGGAUACUCGCAAGAUAUCGGGAGAAUUGCGGCCGGGAUCUACGACUCACAAAGAAUUUACCAAGAAGCUGGGGGUCUGAGCCCAGCACUAGGAUCUUGUCUUAUCAAGAUGACUGUGCCGAUUUUCUGUGCCGCCAUUCAGUGCACAGACCCGGCGCAACGAGAUUGGGUCGUCACAAGGUUGCGCAGCCUUUCCCGCAAGAGUGGUUGGCUAAUAUCCAUUUCCAUAGCCAACAGUUGUGAGAAUGCGUGGAGGGUUGCUGCGAAGCAAGGUCGUGGUCCUCCUCACGAGCGGAAAGACACGACCGAUUACGAACAAGCCUCAAAAUGGACGCCACCUGGUAAAGAGAGUUACUUGAGUGACACCGGCGAAAGGCGUUUCGUUGCCGUUGCCAGAUGUGCAGCAGCAGCGGGCUGGGCAAUGGGACUCCUGAGUUUGGAAGAUGACGUACUGAACCUCGAGCUCAAGGAUCGGGUAUGA